UCUUUUAUGCUGCUAAUAAAGACAUACCAGAGACUGGGUAAUUGAUAAAGAACAAGAGGUUUAACGGACUCACAGUUUUACGUGUCUCGGGAGGCCUCACAAUCAUGGCGAAGGCAAAGGAGGAGCAAAGUCAUGUCUUACAUGGCAGCAGGCUGGAGUGCAAUGGUGCGAUCUCAGCUUGCUGCAAACUCCGCCUCCUGGAUUCAAGCGAUUCUCCUGCCUCAGCCUCCCGAGUAGCUGGGAUUACAGGACACUUUUAAAGAUUGGAAUGAUCUCGUUCUUGAAACCUUGGUGUACCCUCCUCUGAAAUCAAAACUCUUUAAUUAAAGAGACAUGAAAUGACAAGAUUUUUUAAAAAUCCCAUGAGGAGAAGGCAUUCUAAUUUAGGCAUUGUGCCUAGUAGGCUGACCUCUACAGACUACACAGACCUAGCUCCAUUGUCUUCUGGCUUCCUGGUGGAUCCAGCCAGUGGAAGACCCCAGCUGGAUAUCAGAGCUGGGAGAACAGAGAGGUGUGGUUUCCCGUAAGGAAGCUCUUCUUCCUGCUUGGCUUCCACCUUUAACCCUUCCACCUGGGAGAGUCCUCUAACACAUUCAGACUACAAGUCCAGACCCAGGAGAGCAAGGCCCAGAAAGAGGUCAAAAUGGGGUUUAUAUUUUCGAAAUCUAUGAAUGAAAGCAUGAAAAAUCAAAAGGAGUUCAUGCUUAUGAAUGCUCGACUUCAGCUGGAAAGGCAGCUCAUCAUGCAGAGUGAAAUGAGGGAAAGACAAAUGGCCAUGCAGAUUGCGUGGUCUCGGGAAUUCCUCAAAUAUUUUGGAACAUUUUUUGGCCUUGCAGCCAUCUCUUUAACAGCUGGAGCGAUUAAAAAAAAGAAGCCAGCCUUCCUGGUCCCGAUUGUUCCAUUAAGCUUUAUCCUCACCUACCAGUAUGACUUGGGCUAUGGAACCCUUUUAGAAAGAAUGAAAGGUGAAGCUGAGGACAUACUGGAAACAGAAAAGAGUAAAUUACAGCUGCCAAGAGGAAUGAUCACUUUUGAAAGCAUUGAAAAAGCCAGAAAGGAACAGAGUAGAUUCUUCAUAGACAAAUGAAAUCAUGUUUACCAAUCAAAUCUCAAAGCACAGAAUUAUUGACUUGAAUCAUGGUUUUUACAGUUUUUUAAAUGCUCAAGAUUUUGAUAUUAUAGAUUUUAUUUUAAAAUAUUAAAAUGCAAGAUAGUUUUGAGCUAUUUUAAAAUAAAAUUUAUAACAUUCAACACAAAAUCAUGGAGGUGCUCUAAAUAACUUUUAGAUUUCCUCUCUCUGUGUGCAUUACCAAUAUCUAAGUGUAAAAUUAAUAAAUUGUUUUGAAUUCCUGGAAGCAAA
Messenger RNA from Gorilla gorilla gorilla (western lowland gorilla), 1360 nucleotides. RefSeq names its product plasminogen receptor with a C-terminal lysine (gene PLGRKT). Bases 644 to 1087 code for a protein of 147 amino acids. The record is from RefSeq and is a predicted model, not a curated record. The transcript is spliced from 10 exons. Gene Ontology annotation, cellular component: plasma membrane. Gene Ontology annotation, biological process: positive regulation of plasminogen activation. Lineage: Eukaryota; Metazoa; Chordata; Mammalia; Primates; Hominidae.